AUGGCGCUAGUGAAAGAGGAGGAUUCUCAUAAGUAUAUGGGUUUUGCUCUGCAACAGGCCAAGCUUGCUCUAGAGGCUCUUGAAGUUCCCGUGGGAUGUGUCAUUCUUGAGGAGGGUAACGUCAUUGCUUCAGGACGAAACCGAACUAAUGUGACACGCAAUGCUACAAGACAUGCAGAGAUGGAAGCAAUCGAUGAACUUGUCGAACAAUGGCGGAAAGAUAGACUCUCACCCUCGCAAAUCGCUGAGAAAUUCUCUAAAUGCGUUCUUUACGUAACAUGUGAACCUUGCAUAAUGUGUGCAUCAGCCUUAUCUUUUCUCGGUAUAAAGGAAGUAUAUUAUGGAUGCGGAAAUGAUAAAUUUGGGGGUUGUGGCUCCAUAUUGUCCCUUCACUUUGGGAGUUCUCAGACUGAACAAGGUCAAGGAGGAAAAGGGUACAAGUGCAGAGGAGGAAUAAUGGCAGAAGAAGCUGUCUCUCUUUUCAAAUGUUUCUAUGAACAAGGCAAUCCCAACGCCCCAAAGCCACACCGCCCUGUAGUUCAAAGAGAGAGGAGUUGAGGUGGUGUUUGUCAACAUGAUGAUUCUAUUUCUACGUGUGUUUGUAUGUAUUUUUAUUUAACAAACGUAACAAGAACAACUUUCAAGACGUUUUUCACGACAAGAGCCCAAAUCCAAAC
This is a messenger RNA of Eruca vesicaria subsp. sativa (arugula), 677 nucleotides long. NCBI's taxonomy places the organism in Eukaryota, Viridiplantae, Streptophyta, Magnoliopsida, Brassicales, Brassicaceae. The record is from the annotation of a GenBank genome assembly.